AGAGAGAACAGCAAGAACAGAACUGAUGCCAUAUCGGAAUUGGAAAUAUUAACGUGAUGAAAAGUGAACGAACAAGUGAAUAAAUGAAAAAAUAACAAAUGAGGAAUGACAAGAUAGGAAAAGAAGGAAGGGAAAGAGAGCGGAGGGACUGGGGAGGAGGAUGAGACAGGAGAUAGAGACCAACAAACUGAUGACUAUGGAUCACACUUUUUUUUUGCUGAUUUUCAUCACGAAGGUGGAGCAACAGAAGUGGAUAAUGAAUGUACUUGGAAAGACUACAAAAGGAGGAAGACGAAGGGGAAGAGGACAACGCCCACACACUCACCCACACACCUGCGUUCCACCCACGCACGGCGACACUGUCUUGCCGCGCUUCCCACGCCUCGCCUCUCAGCCACAGCCACGACUCUCGCUGCUUUGCUCCGCUGUUUCAAAACCUUAACGAAACGCUGCGCAUUCCACCUUUCCUUAUUUAAUCAGAUCCGCGCCCACUUGAGCAUCAGACGCCCACCUCACUCAACACUCACAUAAAUAAAAAUAAUAAAGCGUCACUGCAAUAAUUGUCACGCCUUCCUUCCUUCCUUCCUUAUUCUUCAUCGACAAGAAUUCCAGGAAAGUGUCAUUUCGAAACCCUGUCCCCUUACCCGAGUAUUGACUGGCUGAUGCAUCAUGGCUUUAUGAACGCGCUCAUUGGUAGAAAAAGCAUUGCAAGUAAUUACUUGAGUGGUUCACGCGUCUCAAUGCGACUGUUUGAACUCUUCCUGACUGACCAACCACUGCUUGCUAUUCACAGCUGAAAAGAUCGAUUACGUGAACACCUGAGGAACAGCAAAUGGAAAAUGGACACGUGAAAAUUACUACCAGUAGCAGCAGGUACUUCACCUCUUGCUAUCGUCCUACAGCUGCCCUGCAACCUGGCCUCUCCAAAUAAUGGCCGUGGCGACAUCUGCAGGAUGACUUCACUUCCUGUCGCUCUCUGCGGGGCUUGUAGCGUGCACAGUACACACACACACACACACACACACACACACACACACACAGACAGACAUACACACGACAGUCAUGAGGAGAGUCUCGCCAUGCUCACUGCUGCCGCUGCUGCUGCUCCUGGCGCUUAGUCCUGGAAACGCACCAAGCCCCACCCUGGCCCAGGACUGUAGUGCUGCCGACAUGGUAGUGAAGGAAGGACAACCACAAGUCAUCAAUACCACACAAGUCAUCAGGAACGGUGAACGAUAUGAAGGUCAUCUUACGUUGUUUCUGAAGCCUGAGAGCGACUUUGAGGGCGUCCGUCUUGAUGUGCAGGCAAGUAACGGCACUCACCACACUGCCUGGUUCCCUGCAGAGGAGGAAUGUUUCCCGCGUGAUGGCACGUGGCGGGAAUUCGAGGCGCGAACAUGGAAAACCGAGAAUGGGUUUUAUUUGGGCUUUAUGUCUGGUAGAUGCUGGAAGGAGUGCUGGAUCAAGAUUUUCCAGAUAAGCCUCAAGAGCCUCAGCGUGGUGGCGUACGGCCCGUCCAGGUGGAGAAAUGAAAAGCCACCCAAGGGUUGUAGCGUCACCUUGGUAAGGCUUUCCCUGCGCAUUCAACUGCCCGUCUGCCAGGUGGCUCCAUCUACCACCACCAGGACCACAAACGCCACGACCACCAUCGCCACGACCUCAGGGGAUAUUUGGACUUCUAAGCCGACACAUGACAACAUAAUAAUCAUAGCGUUGUCAGCAGUAGUAGUGUUGGUGAUGGUGGUGCUGGUGGCCGUAGUGGUGGUGUUUUGUAAGAAGCGAAGAUCUAUGCCAUUACCAAAUGAGGUGAGGUUCCAGCCCGAGCCUGCCGUCGUCAGCCGUCCCCUGCAGUCCGCAUCCGGCCAGGGAGGCAUUUCAGACCAAUACCAGGAAGGCUUUUAUUACCAAAUCCUGCCUGACCACUCAGCACAUCGAGUGAUGGUGUCGCAGCCUGUACAGUCCCAGCCUGCCGUCCCCAGCCGCCGCCUGCGGUUCACCCACGGCCAGGAACGCAUCCCAGACCAAGAUGAGGAACACAUCUAUUAUGAAAUCAUGCCUGACCUCUCAGCACGCCGAGUGGUGGUGCCGCGGCUUUCACACGACGACGUGCUGCCUGAACUUGCCAUGCGACUUCGCUCACCUUUUUACGAGAAUGUGUCUCCUGCUGGGGGUGGUGUCUUCCCUCACGGGCACCUAGAGGCUCCGGGAGUCCGUGGGUCACACCUAUACGCCACGGUGCUGUAGGCAACAUGCGCUGCAGGCUGGAAAAUACAACCAGAAGGCUGUGAGGAAACCGAUUUCUCUGUUUUGUAAAGGAGCAUUAGUAAACAGGGUGUUCCCUCAACGUCAAGCAAGGAACACCUCUCUUUCUCUCUCUCUCUCUCUCUCUCUCUCUCUCUCUCUCUCUCUCUCUCUCUCUCUCUCUCUCUCUCUCUCUCUCUCUCUCUCUCUCUCUCUCUCUCUCUCUCUCUCUCUCUCUCUCUCUCUCUCUCUCUCUCUCUCUCUCUCUCUCUCUCUCUCUCUGCCCUGGUUAUAGUACAACACUCGCGUGCUUCUUUCCUCUCGUAUCUUUCGUCACAAGUUAACGAAGUAGAUGAAAAGGAAAGGAAAGACAUCUUGAAUGUCUGUACAUACAGUUUCAGUUCUGUCUUGCUUUACAAAAAAAAAAUCUUGGUUUUAAUGAUUCCACUGCAGAACAUAAGAACGUAAGAAAUAAGGGAAGCUGCAAGAAGCCACCAGGCCUACACGUGGCAGUCCCUGUAUUAAAUAUACCUACCUAUUUCCACCUAUCAUCACCAUCCAUAAUUUGUCUAAUAUUGUUUUAAAGCUCCAUAGUGACUCAGCACUAACAAUUUGAUUACUGAGUCCGUUUCAGUCAUCUACCACUCUAUAUGAGAACCAAUUCCUUACUAUCUCUUUUUUAAACUUAAAUUUUUCAAGCUUGAACACGUUUUUUUGUUGUUCCAUCCUGGUUACUGAUAAUUAAAAUUUUGCUUACG
Molecule: messenger RNA, 2999 nt
Organism: Scylla paramamosain (green mud crab)
Lineage: Eukaryota; Metazoa; Arthropoda; Malacostraca; Decapoda; Portunidae
Exons: 2
Coding region: 1063-2244 (393 amino acids)
Source: RefSeq, a predicted model, not a curated record